UGGAGAAGCUUUUAUUAUAGCCAUUGCAACUAUAUAUAACUGAAGCAAUACAUAGUGAUAUGACGUAACGUUCCUCCGGGACCAUGGCGCUGCUUAAAAACAACAUAGGGCUACACGAAACAACACAGAGUGUGAAAUAAUUGCUGUUGGGUGUAUGACUUUACUCCAGUUGAUUUAAAAAAAAAAGAAGAAGAAGCAGAAAACAGUGCUGGGGAAACACCUGCUUUCUGCUUUCACUGUAGUUGGUGAAGUCUCACUAUGGACUGCAUCUUGAAAGUUCUUGUUCUUGCUGUUUUAAGUAUCUCUGGGCAAGGCAAGCUGUUGACCGGUAGCUUUUGGCAUAUCACAGACCUCCACUGGGAUCCUACAUACAAAUUAACAGAUGGAAAUUUAGGAUCAGUAUGUGAUUCAAGUGGGAAUCGUCCAACCCCACAAGCGGGGAAAUUUGGAGACUACCUUUGUGAUUCACCAUGGGACCUCAUCAGUUCCUCAGUGCAUGCUAUGAAGAAUAUCCUACCUGAUCCAGACUUCAUUAUUUGGACUGGCGAUGAUACACCUCACGUUCCUAAUGAAGAACUGGGAGAAGAGGCAGUUUUGAGAAUAAUUGGCAAUCUCACGAACCUCAUAAAAACACUGUUUCCUAAAACAAAGGUCUACUCAGCUUUGGGCAAUCAUGAUUACCAUCCAAAGAGUCAGUUGCCACCCACACAAAGCAACAUUUAUGAGCAAGUACAAAAGCUAUGGGAAGACUGGCUGGAUCCAGCAUCAAGGGAUACUUUUAGAAAAGGUGCAUAUUAUACAGAAAAGCUGCUAAAUCAAACCGGGUUCAGAGUUCUGGUCCUAAAUACUAAUCUGUAUUAUGACCAGAACAAAAUCACAGAAAAUAUGAAAGAUCCAGCAGACCAAUUUAAAUGGGCAGACCAAGUGCUCACUGAAGCUGUCAAAAACAAGGAAAAGGUGUACAUUGUGGGUCAUGUCCCUCCUGGUUUUUUUGAGAAGAAACGACAUAAGCCAUGGUUCAGGCCUGAGUUCAAUCAACAAUAUAUAGAGCUUAUUCAGAAACAUCAUGACAUUAUUAUCGGCCAGUUCUUUGGUCACCACCAUACUGACAGCUUUCGGAUGUUCUACAGUUCAGCAGGAUCUCCAAUCAGUGCAAUGUUCCUGAGUCCAGGAGUUACACCCUGGAAAACAACACUACCUGGAGUGGUAGAUGGUGCAAAUAAUCCUGGCAUUCGGGUGUUUGAGUAUAACACUAAAACACUUUUGGUUGAGGACAUAGUGACCUAUUACCUGAACUUGACCCAUGCAAACAUGGCACGUGCACGCUGGGAGAAGGAGUAUCGUUUGACUGAAACGUUCAAAGUGCCGGAUGCUUCCCCUAUCUCCAUGCACCAAGUGUUGGAACAGAUAGCACAUGAGAACUGCUACCUGCAGAAAUAUUAUGGCUUCAACUCUGUAAACUAUGACUUAUCAGUAUGCAACGCAGACUGCCGUAUUGACCAUGUGUGUGCUAUGAGAGAGGUUAGCUUUGAGGCUUAUGAGCACUGUGUGGAGAAGGAAGGGGCUUCUUCUGCUAUCCCAGCACUUCUACCUAUAAUGUUCACACUUGCUAUAAGCCUGUGGGCCAGCUACUAAUCCUAAUGAUUGUACAUAAAUCUAUAUGCUCUGCAUUGUGCAAUAUUGGUAUUGAAACUCUACUCAUACUUAUGUUUAAGGUUUAAUCAGAAAGAGACAUAUCUCCAUUUAUCAGUGUAUAUGUAAAAGAAAAUAAUUCAUCCUCACAAACAUACGCAUAAACUGGGUGAGGUGCAAAAAUUUAACCUAUUAAAUAAUACAAAGUAUCCGAGGCUUCAAAUAAUAUGAAACAUUUUUGAAGAUAACACAAAUUGAUAGUAUUUAUUGGAUUUUAAUGUUAAAAGCACAAUUUUUGUAUAUGGAUAUGGUGCAAUAAUUUCUAUUGUUAAAAGCUGAAUUUGUGAGGGAUCACAUGACCAGGAUUUGUUUAGAGGAAAUAUAUGGCUUCAUGGCAUUGUCCAGAGCUUUGUGGAAGUCCUUCAUUUCCACUUCUGUGCAGGAUGGGGCUGACAGCUUUCCAGCACGGAUUAGUGUACUUAGCUCUUCCAACAUGAAACGCAACGCCUCUUCAUCUAUGCAAAUCACAGAAGAAAACAACAACUUAUUGCCAUGUCCCAUCAUAUGUCAAGUGUAUUUGUUUUCCAUACAUGCACCAGGAUAAUGAGGUUUGUUAAUUCACAAAGUAGGAGUUUUUGUGCUUACUCUGCUUAUUGUCUCUUUUCCACUGAGUGACCCAGAAUCCUCGUACUUUUACAUCCUUGAAGAUGAGAGCACUCUAAACAAAGAAAGAACAGCUUAAACAGACCCUUUUAAGACAGCUUAAAAGACCCUCAGUAUAUACACGUAUGCCUUGUAUGCAGUUUAAAAUAUAUGAGGUUACCACAGGCACAGUAACUGGUUGCUUGGCCAUCCCCCCAUAUGUCACCAUGGUGCCCCCAGUUCUACACAAAACAGAGCACAAACAGUAUCAGCAAAACUCUUCCUUGAUCAUUAAAUCCACUUGCUUUUCUUAGCAAUGCAACUUACUGUAAAUGUCGAAGAAGCUCUGUGGCACUUUUUCCUCCCACACCAUUAAGGGCCAGUUUGGGUCGAGGACAAGCCUGUAUCAGAUAAACAUCAUUUAGAUUAUUAGUAGCUUUCUUGGGUUUUUAUUUUUUAUUUUUUUAUAAACUAGCCAUUGUAGUGUUGCUCUAGUUAAACACACACACACAAAUGCCAUCUAAAACUAAAAUCCUAGGUUAAUUAUUAUUUUUGGAAACCAACCUUGAAGAUGUCCUUAAUUUCCGGCUUUCUUAACAUCUCCUCUGUAAUGACGUAAGUGGCUCCCAUUGCUCUUAGUCUGUCAGUCAGCUGUUGUAGGUCCGGUCUGGAGAAGCAAAUCAUACACUUUUGUUUUCACUUCAUCCAUGAAUACAAAUGAACUGUAAACUAUUUUUUGAGCUAAAAAAAAAUUGCAGCCAAAUUAUAACAAUCAUUAAAGGAUCUUUUUACCUG
This is a messenger RNA of Hemibagrus wyckioides, 3069 nucleotides long. It is a transcript of the gene smpdl3b, whose product is annotated as sphingomyelin phosphodiesterase acid like 3B. Gene Ontology annotation, molecular function: sphingomyelin phosphodiesterase activity. The coding region runs from base 259 to 1635 and encodes 458 amino acids. The record is from RefSeq and is a predicted model, not a curated record. Gene Ontology annotation, biological process: sphingomyelin catabolic process. The transcript is spliced from 10 exons. Lineage: Eukaryota; Metazoa; Chordata; Actinopteri; Siluriformes; Bagridae.